This is a messenger RNA of Apis florea (little honeybee), 4863 nucleotides long. RefSeq names its product A disintegrin and metalloproteinase with thrombospondin motifs 7. Gene Ontology annotation, cellular component: extracellular matrix. NCBI's taxonomy places the organism in Eukaryota, Metazoa, Arthropoda, Insecta, Hymenoptera, Apidae. Gene Ontology annotation, biological process: proteolysis; extracellular matrix organization. The record is from RefSeq and is a predicted model, not a curated record. Gene Ontology annotation, molecular function: metalloendopeptidase activity.
AGAGUCUCGUGUGUAUAUGUAUAUAGCAUAGGAGAGCGGGAGGAAGGCGAGCGCGCACAGGGCCACUCGAUCGAGAAGAGAGAACGAGAUGGAGAGAGAACGGCGGAGAGGAGCGUGUGUGUACGUAGCAUCGGAAGAGUGUACCACCAGACCGCUAGUGUUGUGACGGCGAUCGUGCCCACGACUUCUCCGCCGGACCCGGCAUCCGUGUUCCGUCAUUUCUGUUUCCUUCUCUUUCUCUCUCUCUAUUCUGCUUCCCCCUCCUCGCUCUAUCUUCCUGUCUCUCUCGCCUCCUUUCCGUCUUCGUACCUGUCUCCCUCCGCGACUAUUAUCCUUCUUCCUCACUCCACCCACCCCCCAAACAUCUCGUUCCCUUUUCGUCCUUUCCCGCUUGCCGCGUGUCUCGCUUCUCUCUCUUCUCUCUCUUCUUCUUUUCUUUCUCUUCUCUCUCUCUCUCUCUAACCGUCUAUCCCAUUUCCCUACAACGUUUUCUCUCCUCCACGGUCCUUUUCCUCCGCUUCUAAGGUUCUCCGGUGAUCUCUUCUCCCCCCCACCGUGGUCGCAGCAGGCGGUGGUCCCUCGCACUCCCCCUACUCGCGGUAUCGGGCCCUCCCCCACGAGAGCGGUUCUGGAGGCGCGCGUUUUCGUGAUCCACAUAGCCACUUCCGGCGAAAAGUGAACCGUUGGGUGAUGAACCGGCGGAGCUGAUGAACCGCCGCCACGCGAACGUCGCUCGUCGUGAAAGAGGAGGUGGGCCCGCGGGGGAGGCAGGGAGAGAGAGAGACUGUGCGGCGGUACAGUGUCGAGAGAUAUCCAGUGUGUUGCAUCCUCGUCGCGAUUCGUUUGUGCGGAGCAACGUGCGCGCAGGUGUUUCGGAAUAGUGUUCCAUCGCCGCUGUUACCACGUGUCCACUACGCGAUUCGCCGCCACUGGUGAAAGAAGUGGCAGAGAGUGAAAGCUCACAUUGGCCUGACCGCAACCAUGCGUUAUCCACUGAUGCUUCAAGCGUUCAUCGUCGUUGUGCAUAUAGUGCCAGAGGCUCGUCUCCAUCGGCCAAGGGGCGUGUACACCGGCGAGAGCCACGUUCACGGCCACGAGAUAACGAUACCCCGAAAAGUGAGCAACCGAGGCGAGCUUGUCUCGCACAACGUGACCCAUCACCAUCACGAGGACGGGCCAGUGGUUCACUAUCGAUUAUCGGUGGCCGGUAACGAGUACCACAUCGAGCUGGCCGCCGUGGACAAGUUCAUCGGGCCUGGGAUGGUCGUCGAAAGACGGAAACGUAACGUGCACGUGCGCGCCAGGCCAAAAAAUACGUCGAGCAAGUGCCAUUAUCGGGGUUUCAUUCGGGGACAUCCGAAUUCCCGGGUCGCCUUGUCUGCCUGCGACGGUUUGGCGGGCAUGCUGCGCGGCGAUCACGGCGAGUUCUGGUUGGAACCAGUCGCCCUGUCCCCGGAAGAAGAACGAGUCCGGUUGGAGGAAGAAAGGCUGGAAGACGCCGGCGCCGAGGGCCGUGGUGCCGCGGGCCUCUACCGGAACUCGGUGCCGGGCAGGCCCCAUCUCGUGUUCCGUAGGUCCGUGGAGCAGCCGCAGCUCGAAAUCGGCGCUGCAGGCCGCGCCAGACGGCGGCGGAAAAAGAAGAAAAAACUCGAGAGAAACUGUGGCACUCGCGAACCGAGACGUCUCACGGAAACGCGGCUCGAGUGGCAAACGCAGCCUGGGCUGGUGCAGGUUCAAGGACGCGGGCGAAGGAAGCAGCAUCAGGCGAAGCGGUGGCAACGUUCCAAGAGAUCGAUCAGCAGGCCCCGUCACGUCGAGGCCCUAGUUGUCGCCGACACGACGAUGAUGGCUUUCCAUCAGGACGGGGAUGUCGAGACGUAUCUACUCACCAUCAUGAACAUGGUUUCGUCCCUUUACCUGGAUCCCACCAUAGGGAAUUUCAUUAACGUCGUCGUGGUCAGGAUCAUCCUCGUCGAGGAGGACGACGCGGAAGUACGUGCGAAUCACACCAAUGAUGAUCAAGGGCUCGACAUCACGGUGAACGCGGACAGGACGCUGUACAAUUUCUGCAAGUGGCAACAGAAAUUGAACCCGGCCGACGACUCCCAUCCGAAUCACCACGAUGUAGCGAUUCUGGUGACGAGGGAGGACAUAUGCUCGAGGGCGAACACGCCGUGCAGCACUCUGGGAGUGGCCCACGUAGCCGGCAUGUGCCAACCGGACCGUAGCUGCAGCGUCAACGAGGACAAUGGGAUCACGCUCGCGCACACCAUCACCCACGAAUUGGGGCACAACUUCGGCAUGUACCACGACACGGAAAAGAUCGGAUGCAGCAAGAGGGACGGCGACACCUUGCACGUGAUGACGCCCACUUUCGAGGUGGACACCAUUGGCGUCGCAUGGUCCAGAUGCUCGAGAAGGGACAUUACCAAUUUCUUAGAUCAAGGAAAGGGCGAGUGUUUGGAGGAUGAGCCGGCGGAUAACGAUUACUCGUAUCCAGAUUUACCACCUGGAGCUAUGUAUAACGCGGAACACCAGUGCAGGCUUCAGUUCGGUGUCAGGGAGGCUUCGGUUUGCUCUCCCUUGCAGGAGAUCUGUUCCAAAUUAUGGUGUAUCGUCGACGGCACUUGCACCACGAUGCUUCAUCCGGCCGCCCCUGGGACGCACUGCGGAAAACACAUGUGGUGUCAAAACCAAGAAUGCGUGCCGAUCGUGGACAGGCCACGUCAGAUCGACGGAGGAUGGGGCGAGUGGGGCUCUUGGAGCGAGUGUUCGAGGAGCUGCGGGGCAGGAGUCUCGAUCGUGGAGCGUAAAUGCGACCAUCCGGAGCCGGCGCACAGCGGGAAGUUUUGUAUCGGCGAGAGACGCCGUUACAAAAUCUGCAAUACCGAGCCAUGUCCGGAGGGCACGCCCAGCUUCAGAGCGGUCCAGUGCAGUCAUUAUGACGACAAAGAGUACAAAGGAAAAAAUUAUACGUGGCUGCCGUAUUUCGAUCAGACGGAGCCAUGCGAACUGUACUGCACGGACACGGAGGAAAGCGUGAUUGUCCCGUGGGGCGAAGCUGCUCUCGAUGGUACACCGUGCAACGUUGGAACCAGAGAUAUGUGCAUCGCAGGCAUCUGUCGAAAAGUUGGCUGCGAUUGGACGGUCGACUCGGACGCUACGGAAGAUCGCUGCGGAAUCUGUCAUGGCGACGGGACCCAAUGCGAGACCACGGGCGGUGUUUAUGACAAAAACGACGGGCCGGGAUACAAGGAGGUAAUCAUUGUUCCCAAUGGGUCGAGAAACAUCAAAAUCGAAGAGAUUGGGAACAGCAAAAAUUACAUUGGCAUUGGAGUGCCCAACUCUGACAAGUACUUCCUCAAUGGUAAACGGCAGAUCACUUUAGCAGGAGAAUACGAAGUUGCUGGAACUCCGGCUCUGUACGAGCGAGAUCGGGACAGAGAAAAGAUCAGAAUUCCUGGCCCCAUCAAAGAGGACAUUGCAAUCUACUUGAUUUCAAGAGGACAUUAUCGGAAUUUCGGGCUGCGUUACGAGUACACAGUGCCGAAGAAAGAGCCCGACCGGGCACCGGAAUAUUCAUGGGUAUUUUCCGAUUGGUCAUUGUGCACUGCCACUUGUGGUGGCGGCACGCAAACGUCGAAACCGUUCUGCAACGAAAAGAAAAGUGGGGUCGUCGAGGAGCAGUUUUGCGAGAGCAUCGAGAAGCCGGAGACAAAAUUGCGGGAGUGCAAUCUGAAUCCAUGUCCGGCCAGAUGGUGGUUUGGCCCAUGGCAAAUGUGUCCAGUGACGUGCGGGGAAGGUGCCCUUCGAAAACGAUCGGUAAUGUGCGUCUCUUCGGGAGUGGGCCCCGACAGAUCUGAUCUAGCCCUGCCCGAUGGGGAUUGUAACCGUGACGUGAGACCCGAAGAAGUCAGCCCAUGUCCCAAUUUGCCUCCUUGCAGUUCGACCGAACCUCCAUUAAUCGUUUACGCGGACAACAAGGACGCCUCUUUCUACAAUGUGAGCUCGAACGAUCAGAACGGUAUCACGAUCGUUGAUGGCCUCACCACCGAGGAGCCCGAGAUACUUGAAUUCGACAAUGUAGUCGACGAAAAUCCAGGAAAUUCCAUGUACGAUACCAAGUCGAAGUGGAUCUCCUCGAAAUGGAGUCACUGUACGAAUGGAAAGAGAACUAGAAAGGUGACCUGUUCGGAGCAAGGAGAGUGCAAUCCAGAAAAUAAACCAAUCGCGAUUGAAUUUUGUCAAGGUGCACGGUGGAUCACCGGAAGAUGGGGAUUCUGCAACGCGAGUUGUCUGGCGAGAGUUGGCGUUAAACGCAGAGAAGUGGAGUGUCGUGAUCGUAUAACGGAGUUACUGUCCGACGAUUGCAAUCCUGAGAGAAGGCCAAUCGAUACGAGACGUUGUUAUCACAGGCGGCAGUGCGCGAACGAUAAAUCCGAGUGCAAGGAUACUGUAGUGCCAACCUCGAUGUGCGCGUCGUAUAAACGCAUGUGCGAUAUGUCAUUGAUCGUACAAGAUAAAUGUUGCGCUACGUGUUUCAAGAAGCGAAGACACGGUCGUCAUAACAAGAGACACAUUUUUGAUAAUUGAAUAAUCAAAAACGUAAUCUUACAAUUUUUAAAUUCUGCAUUUUUUGUCGCUAAAACAGGAUCCGUCCUAAGUCUUUGCUUUAAGACUAAGCUUGUUGAAAAACUAUGCAAAUAUAUCUCUAAUAUAGUUGAUUUAAACAAAAAGAUUCAAUAUAUUAUAAAUCUAAAUAGCUGAAUUUUAUACGUGACUUAAAUAACAAUGAAAAAAAAAUAUGUAAUGAGAAUUAAAAGUGCACUUAAUAUUUUAAUAUAUAUAAAUGAUAUUGCGAUA